Messenger RNA from Adineta ricciae, 360 nucleotides. Lineage: Eukaryota; Metazoa; Rotifera; Eurotatoria; Adinetida; Adinetidae. The record is from the annotation of a GenBank genome assembly.
AUGCUAUCGUGGGAGGCAGGAGGGUGGAAAAUUGAAAAAGCCCUCGAAGUAGUUGUCUGGUUGAAAUCAGAAGGUGUGCCUAUUGAUGAAUUCGGUAUGCAAUGGCAUAUCAAUGUUUCGACAAGUGUAGCUCCGGGAGACAUGCAUUAUCAAAUUGCGCAAUGUUUCAUUAAUGAAAAUGUGAAUGUCAUGGUAACAGAAUUACGCAUAUCAGUUCCAAUGCGCGAUGGAUCUCUUGUCAAUUCAGAUGAUUUAGAAAGGCAAGCUGCGCUCUUUCGUUCAAUGCUGAGAUACAUUCUUCAUUUCUCUUCGCACUCGCCUAUUUUCGGUACUUGGAGUUGUACUGAUCGUUAUAACUGA